This is a messenger RNA of Nematostella vectensis (starlet sea anemone), 4360 nucleotides long. RefSeq names its product dual serine/threonine and tyrosine protein kinase. The record is from RefSeq and is a predicted model, not a curated record. NCBI's taxonomy places the organism in Eukaryota, Metazoa, Cnidaria, Anthozoa, Actiniaria, Edwardsiidae. The transcript has 6 exons. The coding region runs from base 787 to 3501 and encodes 904 amino acids.
UUGAAGUUGUUUCUCCCGUGUUUCCAGUCGUUCGGAUGAGACACAAAACCGUUAAAGAACCCAUUUGUAAGAAUAGGGAAUUGCUCCCGGAGACCCACCACAUGGAUGCCAUUUUUAUUGUUACUAUUAUCAAGUGCAGAACUCCAUAAAUAUGAUCAUUUUAGAGUGGGUAAGAAUGUUUUGUACACACAAGGCAAUAACGACAAGCUGCCUGAAGUUUGUUUUCUAUAACAACAACAACAAAAAUGUAAUUGAAAAUAAAAUUCAAAAUACACUUAUUUGAAAUGACACUAUUCUAUAGUAUGUGCAUGAAACCCUUCAAUCUCUAUUUCUCCCCUGCCCUUCUUAGAGAAGAUUGAAAUUUAGUUGCUUUUGGCUUAACUGAUGUUUUACAUAUUGCGGUAUUCCCAACUUGAUCCUUUCUUUUUUCCUUCUUGUUUCACAGAGCAUUGCUUAAAAAUAUGUAUAAUGUUAGUUAAAUAAAGGGUGAAGUCUGAAUUUUUAAAAUAAGUUACCCUUUUGAUAAGUGUCACUUCAAAAUAGUGCCUCCCUUUUGACUAGAUUAGAUAAGCAACCAGGGCGCUAAAAGUGGAUUACUGGUAUUCACAGGUCACCCCGAGGCAUAGUGUUAGGUGGUUAGGCUUGUAAAAUAAGAAGUGAUUUUUGGACCACAAAAUUUCCAUGAAAUUCUAUUUUUUUAACUGUCCUACCUUCAAUUUCCCCUUCAGGAAAAAAUAUGACAACAAGAUACAGAAGAUUGUAGGAAGCUUGUAGAAAGCAGAAAACAUGAUGUUAGCCGGAGAGAAAACAUUUGAAAAGCAAUUUAGGAGCUUCAGCUCUAAAAUUCAAUACUUUAGAAAUUGUCUGGAAGAUGCUCAAAAGAUUAUUUCAAGUUUACAGAAGGCCUACAAAGAUGACAUGAACUCUGAUGUUAUCAACGCAUUCAUAUCUGAGCAGGAAACCCAGAAGUUCGAGGAAUUUGUCUCAAAGAAAGCUGCGAUAUUGGUGGUUGGUCAGACGAAUUCUGGAAAGAGUUCGCUCAUCAACGAGCUGCUUGGUGGCACUUAUCUUCCGACAGCAGAAAUCCCAUGUACUUCACGAAUAGUUCGUAUCUGCUAUAGCGACAAUAACUAUGUGGAAGUGCAAGGACCUAAUGGGGAAUGCGUUCAAGGCAAGCAGUCAUUUGGGAAGAAAAGAAUCCCUCGAGACGAGAUUGCUUUAGAUGAUGAUAAAAAACGAAGUGAUGCAGAAUGGGUGCGUUGUGUCGUUAAAGUGGGUUUGAACAACUCGCUUCUGCGAGGAGGUCAUCUUGAGUUAGUGGAUGCUCCAGGAAUGAGCGAGAACGAAGUACUUGACCAGAUUGUUCAAGAGUGCAUUCAUGGCAUAUUGCAAGUUGUGAUCUACGUCAUUGAUGGGAAUUCGAGUCUUAGAACACAGGACCGAGAAUUUUUGUUUUCGUUAAAGGAAAGGAUAGACAGCAUACCCAUAUUCUUCGUGUGCAACAAAGUAGAUACGAAUGCCAAGGCGGCCGAGUUCGACAGAGAUUCUGACGACAGUGAUGAUGAUUCCAGCCUCGACAAUGUAGAGACAAAGAUGCGUCAAGCGUACAAAGCUCUCGUAGGAUACGGGCUAAUAGACUCAGAUAUACAACUUGAAGAUUGCGCGGCCUUUCAUGGUAUAUCUACUCAUGAAGUCCGUAAGGCCAGGCAUAAAAAGAUCCACAAUCAAUUUACGGACGCUUUUGAAGUAAUGAAGAGUAGUUUCCUAACAUUUCUUGAUAACAGCCUAAACGCUAACUUAGGCUACACCACGGAUCUUCUUUUGCGCAUUCUACAACGCAUCUUUGAUUUUUACAUCAGCAGAGGACCACUUCGCGGUGACCUUGAAUCUAUUUGUAGGGAUAUACGAGGUAUUCAGGCGGUAGAGAGAACCUACUUUAACAAAAUGUGUGAAUAUGUCAAGAGUAACCAUACAAAGCUUCAUAAUGUCAUGGAAUCAAGUGUUAAUAGUUCAUCAGAAAAUAUUCUGAAAGAAGCAGAGGAGAUGGAGUUUGCACCAAUUCGUAUUGGCAACGCCGUAAAAAGAAACGAAAUCAUCAAUCAAUGCAGAGAUCAGAUACACAAACUAGUCCUGUUAAGAGUACUAAAUAUUUCACUCAAAGAGGCAACUAAAACCCUUCGUGUGAUAGCGGGUCAGAUGAAGAGGAAGCUGGACAUUUGUUUGGAGAACGCAGCAAAACAUGAUAACCUUACCAACAAACUUGUGACCAAUCAGUUACAUAUCUGUUAUCUGAACCGCAGGGACAUUGAAGAGAUGAUAAACAUGGGUCCUAUUGUUAACUUCUCACUAAUGAGCCGUACCUUCAAAACUUGGGAUCAACUCAAACGGUUUGCCACUGAUGUCCUCUCCAAUGUUACUGGCACAGAGGUCAAUAAAUCGUGGAAACGCAAGAUAGCUAAAAACAUAUUAGACAAUGUUAACUUUUCAGAGGUAUCCCACAGAAUUAUCGAAGUCAUUCUUACUGAUAACCAAGCAAGUCACGAGACUUUCCAGAUCAAUACUAGAUGUAUGGAACAGCUUUGCAAAAUGGCAGACAAGCAAUCCGACUGUCAGCAGAUGGUUGUAUUUGAGCAUGCGCAUUCGUUUGCUGAGGUCAUUUGCCGGACUGAGGCGCUGAUGAACACGCUCCUUCACCCCGAGGUCAAGUUACUGGAGCCACUGGGAAGGCCGGGUUAUCGUGGCACCGUCUAUAACUGUUUGGUACCAGCCGGUCGCUUUGGAAAGUGUGAUGUUGUUGCUAAGCAAUAUAAGUCCGUUGUCUCACCAAACCAGUUCUUGGCUUUACAACAAUGCAUGAGAAGCUUUGAUGACGCAGACCAGCACGGUAUCCUACGCCCGUCUUCUAUUGUCUUGGUGGAUGUGAGCAUACUUACUUUGCUCCUCCCCGCCUGCACCACCGAUCUAUACACGGCUUUGUCCGGUUCAGCGUACCACAUGCCUAUGUCUGUACGCAUCUCUCUGCUGCUGCAGAUCACCGAAGCCUGCUUGUACUGCCGAGCGAAGAACGUGCACCUCAUCGACCCGCGCUUAACCAACGUGAAGCUCGAUGGUGACUAUCGUAGUAUGCUGGACAUCAGCAAGCCACGUGAUGACUCAGUGCCAUACCCCGAUGGGAUGGCGCCGUUCCACGUGUCGGCGCCACCCCCCCCUCUCAUUGCUUUCUCCACGAACACCACACAGACAGCUCAUCACGAUGUCUACGCGCUAGGAAUACUGGGCUGGCUUUUGGCGAUGGAAAAAUACAUCAGACCUCAAUAUGCUCAAACAGUCGAUGUCAAGGAAAUCUACGAGGCCACCAGUCGAAUGGCUCAUCCCCACUUCACCGUGGAAAUCGAAGCUAACUACGAAGUCUUCACUGGUUUGAUGCUAGAUUGUUUUUUGGGCACUAUCUCUCUUUGGGAUCUCUCUAAUCGGCUAAAAAAGGCAAUUGGGGCUCAAUAGAGCUAUUUGUGGGAUGUACAUGUCUAUGUAUACUUGAAAAGGACGAGAAUUAAAAUGGAAUGCAUGUGGUAGGGUUAUUUACACCUUUUCCAAAAAUAGUUUAUUAUCCCCCUUGCUGCCCCAUUAGCACUAAGAUAUGGGAAAGUCCUCGCUGUCGAGUAAACGACAGAGAGAAGCACGAAGUGCUAGUGAGGCAACACGAGGGAGACCAAAUGGUCCUUGGCGAGCUGAUGUGUAUUUACGGGAACCAGUUAGUUUAUAAAAAAAAAACAUUUAUUUGAGAAGAUACGUGCAGCAACUGAUAGACUUUAAAGUACGGCUAGGGAGGGAGGGUGGGGCGAGUUGUUUUCCCGAGUCUUUCAAGCUUAACUGACACUGGUGCAUAUCAAUAGAUGCUUAAUAAUGCAUCGCGAGGGAUCAUGAAUAUUCAAUAAGAUUUGAAUAGUUGCAUGUUUAGUAACGGAAAAGGCUCAAUUUGAGACACAAACACCGGUAACAUGACAGCUGUUGCAACGUUGAAGGGGGUAUGUUUUACAGGGUAUGUAUGUGUUUUACAGGGUAUGUAGGUGUGUUUUAAAAGGGUUUUGAACUGUGUUUUAUAGGGUAUGUACGUCUGCUUUACAGAGUACGUAGAUGUGUUUUACAAUAUAUGUGUGUGUUUUUACAGGGUAUGUAGAUGUAUUUUACAGUAGUUUUACAAUGUAGUACCUGUUUCUGAAAUUCACCUCUAGAUCUUUUGUUGUCCAGUCAAUCUAAUGUUUAACCUAUGAAAGAGUAGCAUGUCCUUAAUAACUUCCAAAAAGUAAAGUUCUUUUGGGGGAACAUCUCAAAAUUCAACAAUAAACAAUUUCUUUUGUCA